AUGAAAGCAAUAGCGACACUUUGCAAGGUUUCUUCUGGAAGAGGUGGAAAGAAAAAUGACAACUUAGGCGCGUUGAAUUUUGCUAAAAAAGACAAACCAGCUCAGGAUAAUAUUCUUCCAGAACUAGAGACUUACUUUAUGGCUUAAGAGAGGUCUCUUGGACUUAAUAAGACAUAAUAUGAAAAUUUUGUAUAUCUCAUCAAGAGAUACUCAUAUAAGGGAACACCAUUAUAAGAGCAUAUGAUGAAAGAAAUUAGUCCUAAAUUAGGCUUGGAUUAUGAGAAAUUGAGUGAGGAGAAUGCUGAUAAGCACACAUUCGCCUAUAUGAUGGUCAAGAAUCAUGAAAUAUUCCAGCAGGGUUCUUAUAAUAUAGAAAUUUUGCUAUGUCUAGGGUUUUUAUCUUGCUAGCAUCAUGACAGACAGUCUAGAAUGGAUGAGUUCUGGCAACUAAUCAAUCCAGAAAUAAACGAUGAAGUACCAUUGGAAAAGGUUAUAGAUACACUCAGAAUAUUUAUCUACUUAGCGAUAGUGUUGAGACUUAAAAUUGAAAAAUAAAGAACUCCUGAUGAUUAAAAUAAUGAUGCUAUUAACUAUUUGCAGAAAUUAGGAGCUUAAACUUAUAGUAUUGAUGAGAUUUAAGACUCGUCAGUAUUCAAGUUAAUGGGCAUGAGAGAAGAUUAGAGAACAGAAGAGGGGAAGUUUGUUAACUAUCAAGAGCUUUUUCAAUUCGUCAACCCUAAUAGAUGUUUGACUCCUUUUGAUAUUAGAAUGAAUGUUUUGUAAUGA
Stylonychia lemnae is the source of this 786-nucleotide messenger RNA. The record is from the annotation of a GenBank genome assembly. NCBI's taxonomy places the organism in Eukaryota, Ciliophora, Spirotrichea, Sporadotrichida, Oxytrichidae.